This is a messenger RNA of Danaus plexippus (monarch butterfly), 1001 nucleotides long. RefSeq lists its product as uncharacterized. The transcript has 5 exons. Bases 149 to 835 code for a protein of 228 amino acids. Lineage: Eukaryota; Metazoa; Arthropoda; Insecta; Lepidoptera; Nymphalidae. The record is from RefSeq and is a predicted model, not a curated record.
UUAUCAAAACUUUGGACACAUAGGAAUUCGUCAAAAUAAUAUAAAGAACACAGUCUAAUGCAACCAAUAUAAUUUUAUCGGUAAUGAGAGCGUAGUACUUAAGGAAGGCAGCACAGAUAGCGUCGCAGUUGUUCAACAGACGCGCACCAUGGCAGAUAGAUAUCACGGGUGGGGGAUGCCGCCCCCUCACGGCUACCCUCAGGGUCCACCUGGAUCCGGGGCCAAUCCAAAUGCUCCCCACAUGUAUCCAUACGGUCCCGGCGUUGUUUUUUACCCGGUCCAUCCCGCGUACUUUUACCCCCAAUAUCCCGCUCCUCCUCCCGAUUCAGUACACGUUGUCGACGACCCAGUGGAAGUUGUCCCGGAAAUGCCCGGUGAAACUGUCGAGUUACCCUGGAGUACUUACCGUUGGGUUCCGGCUUGCUUGAGCCAAAGAAGCAUUCCAAUGGGUGCUCUCAGAGUGGGCACAGACGCUGAUGGUGAUGAAAUAUAUGCUGGAAGAGCAAAUCACGAAGGCGACUUACUUCCAGCUAAAGUUAUACCCUCAAAGAAUACUUGCUACGUAUCAUACGGUGGCGAAGAAAUUCUCAAAGACCAAUUUGAGGUUCUGGUCCCUGCUAUGUUCUCGUGGCAGUUCUCAUCUGGGGGUAACGUUCCUCCUGGUGCUGUCGAGGCUGGCGUCACUGCUGAUGGAGAGAAGCUGUACUUCGGAAGAGUCACCCAAGACGGCUGCACCACACCCGGGAAGAUCCAACAAUCCCACGGAGUCUGCUACUAUCCUUUCGACGGAGAAGAGAGGAAUUCCUCGGAAUAUGAAUGUCUUGUUCUUUUCUAGAGAAUCAUAAAUAUUUAUUUAUUAUAAUCAUUGUAGUAACCAACGUACUUAUUAUAUGCCAUCAACUACCAUAACAUAUUUUCAGUGACAUAAUUAUACGUCAAUUGCCAAUUUCACUGAGGUUAUUGAACAAGCUUCUUCGAAAUAUAUUUUUGCAUUUUGUGUA